CCAGCGGCGGGGCGAGGCGGGUGGGUGCCCCUGCCCCUGCGACGGCCAGGCCAGGCGGCAUCACGCCCCCGGCCCCCGCGGAAGAUCGCAGGGAACGGUGGGCGCUGUCAUCUGUGCCCUGCGUUUCCGGAGGAGCCCAGGGAGGCUGGGCGGGUGAGGAAGCGGCCAUCCAUGUGCGGCCCACUCACCUGCACCCCUCCCUUGAGAGGGCCGGGAGGAGCCGCGGCAUUCCUCUGCAGCUCCUUCCAGAGGGCAGGCGCCGUGGUGGGAGUGCCCGCCCGAGGGCAUCCGAGGCUGAGCUCCCAGCAGCGGCGGAGGUCCUCCCUUGGGAGCCACCCCGGUCCCCAGCGGGGCGGGAGACUGGUACCUGUGCCACGCCAGCAGAGCCCCAGGCGGUGCCGGGAGAGGUUCGGCCCGGCUGACGUGGCACCAGGGCCACUCUGCUCAGCUAACAUUUGCCUUUCCGGAGUCAGAUUCCUGCCCUGUUUGAACAGAGUUAGGGAACACGUGGUAGGGCGCAGCCCCAGACCGCUGGGCGAGGCUGCAGUGACAGCCCCACUGUCCGUCUUUCCGGUGGUCCAGGCGCUCUGCACCCUUCGCUUAAGAAGGUGUCAUUAUUAGCGCUUCCCAAAGAGGGGAACACAGAAGUGGGUCAAGUUGAGUUCAAAGAACCCAAGAGCCAAGAGCCCAGGACUCGACCCUCUAGGUUCCUCCGGAACCCUGUGGUCCCACGCAGAUGGGCUCUAACCCUCGGAGGCCAUAGCUGCAGAAGCCAACCCUGCCCUAAGCAUAAAAUGGAAGGUCUCUGGACCCCAGGGCAGGAGCCCCAGGGCAGGGAUGUUAGAAAGCAGCUUAUGGUGGCUCCUAGGGGUGUGGAGCACCAUAUCACCUGCAAGGGAUUGGCCGUCUUUCUUCCCCUCCUCUCCCUAAUCCUAGGAGUGCAUGGACACAGCUCUCAGCAGUCUGUGGCCUGAUGUGGAAUAGAGGGUUCCUGCACCCUACACCUGAGCCCAUCCAACUCUGGGCUCUAGACUGUUCCGCCGAAGGCCCGGCCUGCCCCGAGACGCUGUGUGCCUAUUCUCAGCAUCAGGUCCUGGCGGCUAAGAUAGAGCAGCAUAAGCACCUAAACACUUCAGGGCUGAGAUGGGUGCUGCUGAUCCGUGUGUCAGGACAUCAGGCCUGGUGGGGGCAAAUGGCGACAUCAGGUGAACAGCUGCGAGCCACGGGCCUCCUGCCAGUGCUGGGAAGGGUCCCGUCCGUGGUGGCCAUUGCCAUUCCUGGCGGAGGUUCAUUGCCUUUGGCUGCAGCAUCCACUGGUUUCUCCAUCCUCCCAGUCUCUGCCCCGCUCACACUUGGAGGCUGGACACAAAAGUCACCACCUCCCUGAAGCCCCCCUAGGUGGGCCAGAAUCAGCACCUGGUGCAAAACUCCGUGGCCACUGCUGUACCGCAUUAUGCAGAGCACACCGGACAGGCUCAUGCGCGUCCAGGCUGUGCCAGGAAACCCUCUGCCCUUGCGUCUUCACAGCCGUGCUCACAGCGUGUCCUUGGUGCCUCUGUCUGGUCAGCUCCUCCCGUUAGCCAUGCUGUCCAGCACGGUGGCUGCUGGUGCGUGCUGUCAGCGUGAGCUGCGCUCUAAGUGUAAACUACGUGCUGGCUUGUGAAGGGUACAAAUAUCUAAUCAAUCAUUUUUUAUUGCACAUUAAAUUGACUAUCUUGGAGGUAUUAAAUAAAAUACUAUUAAAAUCUA
Messenger RNA from Sapajus apella (tufted capuchin), 1749 nucleotides. RefSeq names its product chromosome unknown C9orf163 homolog (gene CUNH9orf163). The record is from RefSeq and is a predicted model, not a curated record. Lineage: Eukaryota; Metazoa; Chordata; Mammalia; Primates; Cebidae.